AUGACCACCGGCUGUAUCACCAACAGCUCUGCCAAGAGCUGCCCCAGGCCUGCUUCUGUCUGCUCCAGCAGCAUGAGUUGUCGGCCUGAUCUGUGCCUGGGUUAUGUCUGCCAGCCCAUGACCUGCAUGUCUUCCAUCUGCUUGCCCACCACCUACCAGUCAGCCAGCCGCUUCCCUAAGACCUACUUGCCCAGCUCGUGCCGACCCAGCAGCUGCCGGCCAGCCAGUGGCAUCUUUAGCUCUGUGGGCACCUACUGCCGCUAUGGCGAGGGCUCCUUCAAUGGCAAUGAGAGGGAGACCAUGCAGUUCCUGAACGACCGCCUGGCCAGCUACCUGGAGAAGGUGCGGCAGCUGGAGCGGGACAAUGCGUGGCUGGAGAGCAGGAUCCAGGAGACCUUGCAGUCCCAGGCAGUCACCACAGGGCCUGACUACCAGUCAUAUUUCAGGACCAUCGAAGAGCUCCAGCAGAAGGUCCUGUACACCAAGGCUGAGAAUGCUAGGAUGAUUGUGCACAUUGACAACGCCAAGCUGGCUGCCGACGACUUCAGGACCAAGUAUGAGACGGAGGUGUCGCUGCGGCAGCUGGUGGAGGCCGACAUCAACGGGCUACGCAGGAUCCUGGACGAGCUGACCCUGUGCAAGUCUGACCUGGAGGCGCAGGUGGAGUCGCUGAAGGAGGAGCUGCUCUGCCUCAAGAAGAGCCAUGAGGAGGAAGUCAGUACCCUCCGAGGCCAGCUCGGGGAUCGCCUUAACAUCGAGGUGGACGCUGCUCCCCCUGUGGACCUGACCAGGAUGCUGGAGGAGAUGCGGUGUCAGUAUGAGACGGUGGUGCAGACCAACCUCAGGGACGUGGAGGACUGGUUCAACACGCAGAUGGAAGAGCUUAACCAGCAGGUGACCACCAGCUCCGGGCAGCUUCAGAGCUACCAGUCAGACAUCAUUGAUCUGCGGCGAACAGUUAACACACUGGAGAUCGAGCUGCAGGCCCAGCACAGCUUGAGAGACUCCCUGGAGAACACCCUGGCCGAGAGCGAGGCCCGCUACAGCUCCCAGCUGUCACAGAUGCAGUGCAUGAUCAACAACGUGGAGUCGCAGCUGGCUGAGAUCCGCUGUGACCUGGAGCGGCAGAACCAGGAGUACCAGAUGCUGCUGGAUAUGCGGGCGCGGCUGGAGUGCGAGAUCAACACGUACCGGGGCCUGUUGGAGAGCGAGGCCUGA
Ochotona princeps (American pika) is the source of this 1218-nucleotide messenger RNA. RefSeq names its product keratin 32 (gene KRT32). Lineage: Eukaryota; Metazoa; Chordata; Mammalia; Lagomorpha; Ochotonidae. Gene Ontology annotation, molecular function: structural molecule activity. Bases 1 to 1218 code for a protein of 405 amino acids. The transcript has 6 exons. The record is from RefSeq and is a predicted model, not a curated record.